AUGGCACAGCUACAAGACCUGUUUAACAGGGCCGUAGAGCCUCUCCCAGAAAUUGAAGACGAAAGCUUCGCAUCCUAUUUCGACUCCUUUGCCGAUAAACAGGUUGUGCUUCUCGGCGACGGUAGUCAUGGCACAUCUGAAUUCUAUCAGGCGCGUGCAGAGAUCACGAAGCGGCUAAUCCAGAAGCAUGGCUACACUAUGGUCACUGUUGAAGCAGAUUGGCCGGAUGCCGAAGCUAUCGACCGGUAUGUUCGCUUCAGGCCUGGCCCCAAAGCACAAAUUGGAGGCAAGGCCAAAAUGUUUGAGCCUUUCAAGCGAUUUCCGACCUGGAUGUGGCGCAACCGAGAGAUGCAAGAGUUGGUCGAGUGGAUGCGCGAGUGGAACAAAUCGCAACCACCCGGCAGACGUGUCGGCUUCCACGGACUAGAUCUGUACAGCAUGGGCACUUCAAUUCGCGCGGUAGUGGAAUAUCUUGACCGCGUCGACCCGCAGGCUGCGAAAGAGGCCCGCAGUCGCUACGGGUGCCUGGAGCCUUGGAUCGAUGAACCUUCGGGAUACGGCCUGGCCUCCAUGCGCGGAAUGAAAGAUUGCGAGUCGUCGGUGGUGAGGAUCCUACGAAAUCUUCUCAGUAGCAGAUUAGAAUAUUUGCAAUCCGACCCACAGGAUGGCGAGGAAUUCCAGAGCAGCAAGCAAAAUGCCUACCUGGUGCGAGAUGCUGAGCAGUACUACAAGGCGAUGUACUGGAGCUCGGCUACUUCUUGGACCUUGCGAGAUACACAUAUGUUCGACACUUUACAACGUCUCUUACAGCAUCGCCCACCACCAGAACACAAGGCUAUCGUAUGGGCGCACAACUCCCAUGUGGGUGAUGCUCGGUAUACGAGCAUGGGGACCCGUCGGAAGGAAAUCAACAUUGGCCAGCUGUGUCGAGAGCGACUGGGCCCGGAAAACGUCGCGAUUCUUGGCUGUGGAACUCACACUGGCACUGUUGCAGCAGCGCAUGAAUGGGAUGACGAUAUGGAAGUCAUGGCUGUCAAUCCCUCGCGAGAUGACAGUUGGGAGAUCAUAGCUCACGACACCGGAGUUCCUCGUUUCCUUCUUGAUCUCCGGCACGAGCACCUCGAUCCUGCUCUGCGGAUUGCGCUCUCCAAAGAGAAGAAUCGCCUCGAGCGGUUUAUUGGCGUCAUAUACCGGCCGGAUACCGAGAAAAUCUCACAUUAUUCACAAGCCCAUCUCUACAAGCAGUUCGACGGGUACAUCUGGUUUGACCGCACACACGCCGUUAACCCUCUCGAGACCAUUCAGCCCGCAACACCACUUGGGAAAGAGGAAACAUACCCGUUUGGGCUUUAA
Messenger RNA from Penicillium canariense, 1353 nucleotides. RefSeq names its product putative erythromycin esterase. The transcript has a single exon. The record is from RefSeq and is a predicted model, not a curated record. Gene Ontology annotation, biological process: response to antibiotic. NCBI's taxonomy places the organism in Eukaryota, Fungi, Ascomycota, Eurotiomycetes, Eurotiales, Aspergillaceae. Bases 1 to 1353 code for a protein of 450 amino acids.